Molecule: messenger RNA, 2370 nt
Organism: Corythoichthys intestinalis (scribbled pipefish)
Lineage: Eukaryota; Metazoa; Chordata; Actinopteri; Syngnathiformes; Syngnathidae
Product: BCL2/adenovirus E1B 19 kDa protein-interacting protein 2-like
Exons: 12
Coding region: 157-1200 (347 amino acids)
Biological process (GO): apoptotic process
Cellular component (GO): cytoplasm
Source: RefSeq, a predicted model, not a curated record
CUUGGCCAAUAUUUUCAAAUGCGUCACGGGGAAGAAAACGGGCUCCUCCCUCCCUCGCACAGGUGAGGAGUCAAGAGUCCACCCAGCGAUGAUGUCAUCAGGUGGAGCGGCAGGUUCCCGACCGUCUGACGGAAGACUCCCGACCAGCUAGACAACAUGGCAGCCGUGACGACAAGCCGCGGGCCGAGUGAAGCCCCGGGUCACGUGACUUUCUCCUCUUCCUCCCUAGCCGCUUCAUUAGACUCUCGAGAAUGCAGCGUCGCCACGACCUCAGCAGAUGCUGACUCAGCAGAGGGCUCUUCCAACGUCGCGGCAGAGCGUCCUGUCAGUCUGGCGCUGGCGCCAUGUGGUCAAGGAGGAAAGAAGACCAGAAAAAUUCUAGUGGCGCCGGCCCUCAGCGUGUCUUUAGGUCGCAGCGAAUCCGGCGACUUCCACUCGGCGUUUCUAUCGCCGUCACUGGGAGACGAAGACGAUGCCGGUCCCGACUUUGACCUGGAUGCCAUGGAGACACCCUCGGACAGCGAGUCCUUACGCUUUCCUGUCGAUGGCUCGGAUCUGGAAGACGAUCUGCAGAGACGUGGCUCAGACGCCGCUGCGGAGGCGGAGCCUGCGGGUCCGAGCGCUCUGGAGCGCGAAGACGUGGUGGACGGCCAGGGCACCAGGUGGCGCUCUUUCUCGACCGGACCAGAGCAGCGUGAUGGACGCGUCAACAUGAGUGUGCUGCAACCGUACCUAAGGGUCCUGUCGCAUGGAGGUUACUAUGGCGACGGGAUGAACGACAUCAUUGUCUUUUCUUCUUGUUACCUGCCCGAGAACACGUCGGAAAAUUAUCACUAUGUGAUGGACAACCUGUUCAGGUACUUGGUGGGGACGCUGGAUCUGAUGGUGCGCGAAAACUACGUCAUUGUAUAUCUUUGCGCCGGCGGCCAUAAGGACAAACUUCCAGGGAUCGGCUGGCUCAAGGAAUGCUACCACACCAUUGCCUGGAGGUUGAGAAAGAAUCUGAAAGGCGUUUUUGUGGUUCAUCCCACUUGGCCCAUCAAAGCGCUCAUCACGAUCAUCAAACCCUUCAUCAGUUCAAAGUUCAGCAGGAAGCUGCAGUUCGUCAGCAGCCUUCGGGAUCUUUCCGCUCUGCUGCCCACCGAGCACGUGCAGAUACCCCAAUGCGUCGCAACGUACGACGACAAUCUGCCCAGGUGAGCCGGGAUGCUUCCAAUAUGGACCUUUCCAAUAUCCAACAUCCAAUAAAGUUUGUCUUUCUUAUCCUUUGUAUUGUCGAGUUUACGCCAUUUACACGACAAACAUACUAUACCAUACUAAGCGGCUAGUUUUUCAAGUUAGCUCAAAGCUGCUCACUUAAAGAAAUGCAUUCAUCGUUAACUCCGACGGCGAUCAAUCCAUUUGAAGUAGCUCGCUGUCAGACUUCCCAUUUCAAAUGGAUUGGACGUCUAUCGCCAUCAUUGGCAGCCAGUAUGUUAAACGGUCAUUUGAAAUACGAUUUUUAUAGAACAGAUAGUGUUAUUUUUAUAGUGUUUUUUUAAUUUUUUUUUAUGAAUGGGAUUUCUUCGGCGCGCCGUGCAGCCCGAAGCGCUUGACCGAUCGGCACCGUUCGAGUAUCGACACGUCCGGAAUUUUUGCGCGACGCAGAGAGUUUUUCAAACGGCCCUGAAAAAUUUUCCGUUGCGCCGCAAACGGCAAUUAUCUGGAAAAAAAACAAUUUUCAAAAUGUAUCUAUUCCUACAAUUUUUGACCAAAUUACAUAAUUUAGGUAUGAAAAAUUCUGGGAUGGUGAGGGGCAUAUACAGAAUUUGGAAAAAAAUUUACGGUUCCCCGGAAAUUUGACAAAAACUUGCCCAUUCAUUUUUAAUGAGAAAAAAAAGCAUGGCGCAUGAUGUGUGUGGUGCGUUAAAAAAAGGUGCAGGGAUGGUAGGGCCUGCCGUGAGGAGGUAACCGUGAGGCACACCCCCCACCAGGUCCCAACCAUCCCACAACCUUGGUGUGUGAUGCAUUAAAAACAGGGGGGAGCCAGGCCAGGACUGUAUGGCCCCGUCCCAACUCUCCCCGGAGAAAUGAAUGAGUAUGUAAGUGCCAGGGUGAAAGAUAUUUACAGUGCUGAAGUGAGGAGUGCCUGAGUUAAGAGGCAGGCUCCCGCGGGCGUGGCUCCGUUCACCGGAGCAAUCGGCCGCAGGGCGGGAGAAGCGCCAGGGCCCCGAUCAACCCCCGCUCCAGACCACCCACGGCGCACCUGCAACCGCCCACUCCUCCCCCCGCCGCCCGAGCACCCACCCCGCACCCCGAGCAGGCGCUACGCCAAACGCCGGAGACCAGGGGAUGUCCACCUCACCAGCAAGGAACAGCAAGCCCCACCCA